Messenger RNA from Aspergillus melleus, 1527 nucleotides. RefSeq names its product cytochrome P450. The record is from RefSeq and is a predicted model, not a curated record. The transcript has 5 exons. Gene Ontology annotation, molecular function: oxidoreductase activity, acting on paired donors, with incorporation or reduction of molecular oxygen; iron ion binding; monooxygenase activity. Lineage: Eukaryota; Fungi; Ascomycota; Eurotiomycetes; Eurotiales; Aspergillaceae. Bases 1 to 1527 code for a protein of 508 amino acids.
AUGAUGCUCCCAGUAUUCACGACGUGUUACUCCUCUGAUCCAAUUGUGGUGACAGGUGUACUUGCAUUCACCGUUCUUGCGUUCCUGUUAUACCUGAGCUCAAGUCAGAACCUCUUCUUGGUCAACGGAAAGGAGGGUUUUGAGAUCGGCCUUGCGCCUGCGAAGAGACGUUACCUCUACAAUGCGAGAUCACUAAUUGCCCAAGGUUUGAAGAAGUCGCCCAUAUUCAACAUAGUCACCGACAAUGGCCGCAAAACUGUCCUAGCCCCCAGUUAUGCAAACGAAAUUCGAAACCAUCCGGACCUGAGUUUUGGACAUGAAACAGGGCGGGAUUUCCACUCACACAUUUAUGGGUUUGAGCCGUUUCGGCAGGGAACGAUGCCGGACCAGAUAGUUCAAGAUGCGGUGCGUAUGAAAUUGACACAGAGUUUGGGCAGUGUGACUAAACCAUUGUCGGAUGAGACUACCGUUGCAUUGAGGUCCUACUGGACUGAUGAGCCUGAUUGGCAUUCUAUUCACACAAAAGACACUGUCCUGAAGCUUGUCGCCCAGCUCUCAUCGAAGGUGUUUCUGGGUGACAGAAUCUGUCGCGACCCCAACUGGCUCCGAAUUACUGUCGACUAUACGGUUGAUUCGUUCAUGGCUGCUCAAUCCCUGCGAAUGUGGCCUCGCCUGCUUCGUCCCUUUGUCGCUAGAUUCUUACCGUCUUGCCGCAAGAUUCAGACCGAACUUCAGGAUGCCCGCAACAUCAUCAGUCCGGUACUGGCGGAGCGUGAAGCAGAAAAGGCAGCGGCGGUCCAACAAGGACUAACCCCCAAACGCUACACAGACGCGAUGGAGUGGAUGGAACAGUGUGCUAAAGGUCGACCGUACGAUGCCGGUGCUGCACAACUUUCCUUCUCCCUUGCGGCCAUUCAUACUACUUCCGAUAUGAUCACUCAGGUGUUGUAUGACCUUUGCGGGAAGGACCAACUGGUGGAAGCUCUACGUGAAGAGGCUCGUACUGUUAUUCAAGCAGACGGCUGGCAAAAGACCACACUCUAUAAACUCAAGCUCAUGGAUAGCAUGCUCAAAGAGAGUCAACGGUUGAAACCGACUAGUGUUGUUUCUAUGAGGCGCCUCGCAAUGAAGACUGUCACCUUGUCGGACGGAACUGUGAUUCCCAAAGGCACUUCGAUCUUUGUCUCCGGCGAACAGAUGUGGGAUCCCGAAGUCUAUCCAGACCCCGACACGUUUGAUGCAUAUCGAUUCCUGCGACUGCGCGAGACGCCUGGCAGUGAGACCUCGGCCCAGUUGGUUUCGGUCUCCCCACAGCACUUGGGAUUUGGUCUGGGGAAGCAUGCUUGUCCUGGCCGAUUCUUCGCUGCUAAUGAGAUCAAAAUCGCGCUUUCGCACAUUCUGCUGAAAUAUGACUUCAGGCUACCAGCAGGUACGACGCCUCAACACAUAUAUAUGGGAGCCGAGCUUGCUGCAGAUCCAUUUGCAAAAUUGGAAAUUAGGCGGAGAAACUCCGACAUUGAACUAUGA